CUACCAUGAUCAAGAGCAUUUGAGAGUGAGUGAAUGAUUUCCAUUGUUUGUUCCAUGCCAAAAGAAUGAGGGGGCGCCUACAAUGCACUCGUCGUUUCGUACUGAUACAUUUACUUUGUAGCAGUAUUGGAUCAUGCUACUGCACAUACUUCUGGUUGCGUCUUGCAUUGCAAGCUCAUGUGCAAUAUGGCCUCAGCCAUUAAACCAGUCAAAAGGUACCGAUGUACGGUGGCUAGAUCCCGCUGUCAAAACGACUCUCCAUUGCAAUGGAGCCAUAGCUCUCUUGUACUCUCACGAUUCAUCUGAAUAUCAAUUCACUGGUCUAAUCCAUGAACUUUCCAAGAUUAGCCAGGUAUUCUUUGGCCAUUUCCAGAUCUUCACAGGUAACAAGAGCCGGCAUGAGACACCCAACAGCUUAUCUGAGAGUUUCCUGCUGCAGGCCGCAGCUCGCGAAACGAUUGCCCAAAUUCAUAGGUCAGGAUUUGUGCCAUGGAAAAUGCACAAACGGCACUCCGCCUUUGAGCCAGACGCUCAUGCGCCUCGCCAAUAUGUAUCGGCGGUUCAGAUUCACCAGAUGAAGUGUCCUGACUCCCAUGACUUCGCACCCGUGUCUUUCUUUGAUGGAGAUGAGUCUUACGAGCUUACUAUCACCAAUGAGACGGCUACAAUCAAGUCUAAUCAUACAAUUGGCAGUCUUCGAGCAUUGCAAACUCUGCAGCAGGCCUUCUUUGCACACUCAACCUUAUCUGGGUCCUACAUGCCAGAUCUACCGCUGCACAUUGUCGAUCGACCAAGAUGGCGCCACCGAGGCCUUAGUAUCGACAUUGCGCGAAAUCCAUUUCGACCCGAGGAUUUGAUCAGAACUCUUGAUGCCAUGGCUAUGACAAAAUUGAACCGACUUCAUAUUCACGCUACAGAUUCUCAAAGUUGGCCACUCGAUAUACCCUCACUCCCAAAGCUUGCUAGUAAAGGUGCCUACCAGCCUAACCUUAUCUGGACGGUCAAUGACCUUAGUGAGAUUCAAGCUCAUGGGGUAAUGAAAGGCAUAUCAGUAUUUGUGGAGAUCGACAUGCCUGGUCACACAGCCUCGAUCGCUCAUUCCUACCCGGAUCUCAUAGCUGCGUUUAACGAGCUCGACUGGUCAACCUUUGCAGCUGAGCCACUCAGUGGACAGCUCAAACUAAACUCAUCCGCCGUCAAUGAAUUUGUAUCGACGGUUCUCCUGGAUCUUUUGCCUCGAACACGUCCAUACACUUCAUUGUACCACAUCGGCGGUGAUGAGGUCAAUCUGCAGGCUUACCUAUUGGAUGAAACCGUGUCUAGUGACGACCCUCAUGUGCUGCAACCUCUCUUGCAAAAAUUCGUCGACCGACUGAUCAACAUCACCAUCCAGCAGGGUCUGCGGCCCAUCAUCUGGGAGGAAAUGCUCCUGGACUGGAACUUGACGCUAUCAUCUGCAGUAGACAAGGAAAACACUCCUAGCACUUUGGUCCAGGUAUGGCGGGAUAGCCAACGUAUCGAGGAGGUUUUGAAGAGGGGACACCGAGUCAUCUUUGGAGAUUACAAGCAUUGGUAUCUUGAUUGUGGUUAUGGUAUCUUUCUCGACCCAUAUCCAAUGGGUAAGUCGCCUCACGGUGUGCCCUUUAACACCUCCGGAGGGAUCCCUAGCAAACUCCACGUGCCUUAUCUCGACUAUUGCGCCCCAUUUCACAAUUGGCGCCAUAUGUACAUGUAUGACCCUGUGGCGAACAUAAGCAGCGACCUCGUCGACGGCGUCGAAGGUGGCGAAGUCCUCUUGUGGAGUGAGCAAACCGACUCUAUGGACCUGGAUUCCAAGUUGUGGCCUAGGGUCGCCGCUGCUGCAGAGGUUCUCUGGGCGGGUGUCAGGAAUGACACAAUGCUUGAGGAUGCCGCCAGAAGGUUGGGGGAAUGGAGAGAAAGAGCAGUCACUGAUCUUGGAGUGAGAAUGUCACCUGUCCAAAUGACUUGGUGCCUCCAAGAAAGGGGUUGCAAUUUAUGACGAUAUGGGGUUACUGUCCACCACAAGAGCAAUAAGAUGCACCAAAGCCGACCAGGGCAGAGUUCUCGAGUUGCCCUCUAGACGCUGGUGCGGCAGGCAUGUGCCAUCUAUUCAGGCUAUCGCACUGCAAGCGUAUCAUCGUAUUUCGUAUUCGGCACAGAAUACGGGCGGUAAUGGCCCAGAACCGCGCUAAGUGCAUGAUCACUUCAGGUUCAUUACUUCCGUCUUACAAUCAUCAGACUUCUUCCAAACCAUUGCAUUCUUGCACCUUACACUGGGAAGUUAUUGGCAACAUUUG
Molecule: messenger RNA, 2318 nt
Organism: Exophiala viscosa
Lineage: Eukaryota; Fungi; Ascomycota; Eurotiomycetes; Chaetothyriales; Herpotrichiellaceae
Product: beta-N-acetylhexosaminidase
Exons: 1
Coding region: 134-2020 (628 amino acids)
Biological process (GO): glycosaminoglycan metabolic process; carbohydrate metabolic process
Cellular component (GO): membrane
Molecular function (GO): beta-N-acetylglucosaminidase activity
Source: RefSeq, a predicted model, not a curated record